Messenger RNA from Patiria miniata (bat star), 1782 nucleotides. Its product is annotated as prenylcysteine oxidase-like. NCBI's taxonomy places the organism in Eukaryota, Metazoa, Echinodermata, Asteroidea, Valvatida, Asterinidae. The transcript has 5 exons. Bases 164 to 1744 code for a protein of 526 amino acids. Gene Ontology annotation, biological process: prenylated protein catabolic process; prenylcysteine catabolic process. The record is from RefSeq and is a predicted model, not a curated record. Gene Ontology annotation, molecular function: prenylcysteine oxidase activity.
AAGGGUUGAAGGUCACGCACGAAUUUUGGGGAGAACCAAAACAUUGGCAACCAUUGGCAUAACUUGAUUGUCUCGGAUUUCAUUGUAACUCUGUUACUUUGUUACUGCUAGGUCUUCUGCUAAGUAAAGGUGUAUUGCGAGUACUCUUUUGUAAGCCUUCAUCAUGAGAUUCCGGAUGAAUUUGAAGCGUAGUUGUGCUGCCUUUCUGGCUCUGUCGUCGGGGUCGGUUUUGUCCAUUCUCGUUGGGAGCUUGGCGGGGUUUGGCUGCAAUCCGAUGAUUGCUAGUGCUGCCGAAGUGCCACACGAUUCACAGUCACACCGUCACGGUGGGGUGGAGAAACCACGAAUAGCUAUAAUUGGAGGUGGUGUAGGUGGCACAUCAGCAGCCUAUUUCCUCCGCAAGCUUCUCGGGUCGUCAGCGUCCAUUGAUCUGUACGAGCCGCAUGUGAUUGGUGGACGAGUGGCCACUGUGAACAUCGCGGGGCGUGACUAUGAGAGUGGUGGCAGCAUUAUCCAUCCCAAAAAUAAGUACAUGGUCGACUUCCGUCAGGAAUUUGGCCUGAAGGAGAGAGCAAAGCAUGACAGACCAGCGGGGUUCUACAAUGGCGAAGAGUUUGUCUUUACAGAGAGCAACUGGGCCGUUAUAACCAUGCUGCGUUUGCUAUGGCGCUAUGGGUUGGAUUGCUUUUACAUUUACAGGCAUGUCGAUACCAUGCUCACUGCAUUUAGCAGGAUUUAUCAGCUGCAAGAUGAGGGCCAGGCAUUUGACAGCCCUGCUGACAUGCUGCGUGCCAUGGGCGGGGAUGAGUUCGUUGAGUGGACGCACGCACCCCUGCAGCAGGUGUUGAAGCAACAAGGCUUCUCAGAUCGUUUCAUCAAUGAGGUUGCGUCUGUGGCAAUGAGAAACAACUACGGACAGAGUAUCAACAUGACAGCGUUCGCAGGUAUGGUAUCCUUAGCAGGGGUGCAGCCUGGACUAUGGGCUGUCCAAGGAGGGAACAAGCUAAUCCCAGAAGCCCUUCUGAAUUCUUCUCAGGCUCUUUGGCAUCACGCCAAGGUGAGCUCUGUCAAGAACACCACCAAGGGAGGCGAGACCACGUUCAAGGUGACAGCGGUGGGCCCUGAUCCCAACCAAGUCUCAACAGCAGAGUAUGAUGUGGUGAUUGUAGCAACACCGCUUACCCCCGGCGUGGGAUCUAAGAUCGAGUUCCAGGGUUUUACGCCGAGUAUCGGGCUGUUUGGUGGUCGUUACCAACGCACCGUGGCAACUUUCAUCCACGGCCAGACAGACCCGGAAGCGUUUGGGAAAAAGCGGGAUGAGUUUCUCCCCGACGUGGAAACGACUCGCAACAUCAGUCUCGAAAUCCGCACACUCGCACAGAAUUCCCCCGUGGAUACAACGCAAGGGGAACAGAAGACUAAAGAUGCGAGCGCCGCGGUGUACAAGAUAUUUUCUGGGGAUCAGUUAAGCGAGAAACAGAUCCAGACUCUGUUUGUGUCACAUGACAGUGAGGAGGUUGUCGAUUGGCUGGCAUAUCCACAUUACACAGUGGAUGACAGCUUGCCGCCGUUCGUCUUAAGUGAGGGAUUGUAUUACAUUAACGGCAUCGAGUGGGCCGCUAGUGCGAUGGAAAUGUCCGUGAUUGGGGCUCGGAAUGUCGCCUUGCUGGUUGGAAAACACUGGCAAAGAACCAAGUCACCGGCCAAAAUUCCCAGUGAAAAGCCAAUGAAUGGCGAGUUGUAGGCCUUAACUACAAUGUGGUUUUUAAGAAACAAGACAAA